Centropristis striata (black sea bass) is the source of this 2624-nucleotide messenger RNA. RefSeq names its product hedgehog acyltransferase (gene hhat). NCBI's taxonomy places the organism in Eukaryota, Metazoa, Chordata, Actinopteri, Perciformes, Serranidae. The record is from RefSeq and is a predicted model, not a curated record. Gene Ontology annotation, biological process: protein palmitoylation. The coding region runs from base 169 to 1674 and encodes 501 amino acids. Gene Ontology annotation, molecular function: palmitoyltransferase activity. Gene Ontology annotation, cellular component: endoplasmic reticulum. The transcript has 12 exons.
AGACGUCAGUACCUUUGAAUCUUGAAUGCCGGGGUUGUAUUGUACUAACGUUAUGUUAGUAUGGUCCAAGCGCCCUCAGUCAGUACCAGUGCAGUCUACAAUUUACAGCAUCGCAAUGGACACCGGUCCGGUAUCAUUAGGUGCACUAUAACACAGUGAUUUUACCUGAUGACAUCUAAAUCGAAAGCUCAGCUGGCACCGCUGCCACGGUCAGAGAUCCUUGCCUAUUGGGUGCUGUCGUUUGGCUCUCAUCUGUACUCUUUCUACCAAUUGCACAGGUUUUCUAAAGAGCAUGAAGCAGGAUUAGAGAGAGAAUUCCAGUUGGAAAAAGGCCUUGUAAAGGGUUUUAAAAGGGACCCAUCAGACUUUGAGUGGAGUUUCUGGACUGAAUGGGCUAAGAAGUCUUUGCUCUGGACUCUGAUUGGUCAUGGCUUGAUAUCGAGAGUGACUACCAUCCUUUACCCCAAGCUUCAGGUGCCAGCACUCACGAUAUAUGGCCUCUUAGCAGCCAGCAGUGCGUUGGGGUUUAAAGGUGUGAGUGUGCUGCUGGUACAUCUGGGCCUGUCCUUUUUAGUGGCUCAACUGCGAAAGCCUGCUCUGUCAUGGGCCUGCAACCUGCUGCUGCUCUCCACUUUUCAUGUCCGACCACUUCAAGAGGUCCAGAGAGGCUGGUAUGAAACCGAGGAGGAGUACUAUCUGCUCCUCUUCAGUGUUGCUGUCUGUGGUCUACGCUUCAUCAGCUUCAGCCUGGAGCACUGCUGGUGCCCUCUGGACCGUGGUGGAGUUGUGCAGCUUGGCUGGUUGUUUUCAUACACCUUCUAUCAUCCCUUUUUCUACAAUGGCCCUAUCAUCACAUACAAAGACUACGUUGAGCAGAUUCGGAGGCCUGCUGAAGAGUGUGACAGCGGCAAAUCUGUUUUUAGUCACUUUGUGCUAAGAUCAGGGCGGAUCAUACUGUGGUGGUGCAUGGCAGAAUACAUGAUCCAUGUUAUGUACAUGCACUCCAUCCAGUCUAAUGAGACCUACUUAGAGAUCCUUCCUCCCUGGGCCCUGGGAGGUCUGGCUCUGGCGCUCGUCCAGUUCUUCUUUGUGAAGUAUUUGGUGCUGUUUGGUCUUCCAUCCAUGCUGGCUACUUUGGAUAAACUAGUUCCCCCAAAGCUUCCUCGUUGUGUCAGCAUUAUGUACAGUUUCACAGGGAUGUGGAGGCACUUUGACGAGGGCCUGUAUCGAUGGCUCAUCAGAUACAUCUAUGUGCCAUUGGGAGGUUCGCGCCAUGGUCCUCUUUACAAAAUGUUAUCCACUGGCCUUGCGUUCGGAUUCGUCUGCCUCUGGCACGGUGGCCAUGACUACUUACAGUACUGGGCGCUGAUGAAUUGGGUUGGAGUUCUGGUGGAAAAUGGACUGAAGUCUCUCUUUUCCUCAUCCUUUAUUCACUCCACUGUUGAGCGGCAUCUCUCUGCCACCAUGGAAAGGCGGUGCAUUGCACUUCUCUCUGCCUUCUCCACUGCCAUGCUCAUCCUCUCUAAUCUGGUGUUCCUUGGGGGGAUACAUGUUGGCAGAAUCUUGUGGAAGCGUGUCUUCAUUCAAGGCUGGUCUACCCUGGCCCCGCCUAUGCUGGCUUUCCUUUACUGCUUUGCACAGAUUGGACUUGAGUGGACUUCUCACCCACCAUGAGUCACCUUGACUUUGCAUCGGAGUGAGAAUCCCUGCUAUCGGACAACCAGAACAACCUGCUGAGUCCAGUGACUUGUCCUCACCAAGCCAGAGACUCUGUGGCGAAGCUGGCUCACGGCCACAGAACCUGUCCAAACCUGGCUGAAGUGCAGCUGAGCAGCCACUUUUCACAACCUGCUAGACCCAGCGAAAUCUGCCUGUAAGCUAAGACUUAAAGGAUCAGUGCUGAUUCUCUCUCAGGAGAGAGUUCCCUACUGUACUUUGUGGAAAAAGUGAAUGCACACAAACUGUAUUAGAAUGAAUGCUGUAAAUCCAUGGCAGUUUCUAACAGCAGUGUUUUCUACCCAAUAAGCUACACUGAAUCACUGUUAUUCUAAGAAACAGUAAAAGAAAAUAUGGUCCCUGAAUCUGUCGUGGUUAUAUGGCUCUGAUAAGGCAUUGCUCAGUCGUGCGGUAAGCUGGAGAAAUGCUAAUUUCAUAUUUACCGUCUUCCUCUGAGCAUACAAAAGCAGUUGUGUAUUCACAGGAGGACAAACGGCACAGAGGACUGAAUAGAGCAGCAGCAGGCUGAUCAAUGUCAUUAUUUCCCCUACAGAUGCAAAUUGGAUGAAGUAGAAUGACACUAAUAUUAGUAGAUGUGUUGCUAAAAAGCAUUAGAGGGACUCCACACUAACUUUUUAUUCAACACACUAACAAUGACAGAUGACAUUUACCCACUGGAAUGCAGAUGAAAGCUAUUUUAUGAGCAUGGAUGUUUUAAAAAAAACCCACAAGCUGUUCAUUUUAUGCUGAUGUGCUGUUAUAUAAUGCUUGCUAUAAUGCUAUAAUGUCAACUGUAUAAUACCUCAGUCUACAUUUGGGUUAAAGUCUUGAUUGAUUUUUUAUUAUCCAUCCGUAUUAUAAUGGAAAACAAUGCUGUACCUGAUGCAAUAAAUCAUUUAGUUUCACUG